AGGGGAGUUCCCCUUGCGUAUUUUCUGUAGCGACGUUUCCGUGUUCGCGAAGUGCUCAACAUUUCCUUGAAGAACCCACCUGAUUUACCCGUUCAGUCCUGAUCGCUGGAUAAGAUAGCAGUGACAUUCAUGCCUUAGAGGACUUCAUUCAUGAGAGGAAACGGGACCGUACAACCAUCUCCAGAUAGGAACAUUUGAAACGCCUCUCGCCGGAUUGGGUCUGUAGUCUGUGGGCAAGACGUCUGGUUAAACGCGUGGCUGCUGGUUACUCUGAAAACAUCAGGUUCAGGUGCAUUGUGUCAACUUCUCGGGAGUGUCGUUCUCGUAAGAGCAGCAGCACCACUAUGAGUCAAUGGAAACAAAUCCAGUCACUGGAUAUUAAGUUCCUCGAACAGGUGGACUAUUUUUAUGAUGACAACUUUCCAAUGGAGCUGAGACAGGUGCUGGCCAACUGGAUUGAAAGCCAGGACUGGGAAACAGCUUCAAACCAUGAAUCUAUGGCUACGGUACUCUUCAAUAACUUCCUCAUUCAGCUCGAGAGGCAGUGUUCUCAAGAGCAGAACUUUCUUCACAGACACAACCUAAAGAGAAUAUUUCAUCAGAUACAGGUAAAAUACAAGGCGAAUCCUCUGCACAUGGCUGCUGUCAUCUGUAACUGCCUGAGGGAAGAAAGACGCAUCUUAUCCACAGCCAGCAUGCAGGAACAGGGACCACUGGAGAAGUCAAUGCAAAACUCAGCCACCUUGGAGAAGCUGAAAGUUCUUGACAACAAAGUGGCAGUCAUAAGAAGCAGCGUUCAGAUGCUGGACCAGGCUGUGAAGUAUCUUGAGGACAUGCAGGACGAUUUUGACUUUCGCUACAAAACACUCCAACUUCGAGAUCCAGUUGAGAGAAACUCUUUAACCAUGAAGCAAGAAGUCACUACUCUUCAGGAAAUACUGAACCGCCUGGAUUUCAAAAGAAAGGAGAUUUUGUCAAAGAUUGCAGAUGUUAUAAAGGAAAUUGAGACCCUGAUCUCCUCCCAGCUCAACCCUGAGCUUAAGGAAUGGAAACGGAGGCAACAGAUCGCCUGCAUCGGAGGACCGGUUCUGAUAGGACUGGACCAGCUCCAGAACUGGUUUACCCUGACAGCCCAGAGUCUUUUCCAGAUUAAAAGACAGCUAGACAAACUGGGUGAGCUGAUCCUGAAAGUCACUUACGAGAGUGAUCCAAUCCCUCUCCAGAGACCCCAGAUGGAGGAGCAAGUCAAAUACCUCAUCUACCACCUCAUUAAAAGCUCCUUUGUGGUGGAGAAGCAGCCAUGCAUGCCUACACACCCUCAGAAACCUCUAAUCAUCAAAACACAGGUGCAGUUUACCACCAAGGUCAGAUUACUGGUUAAAUUACCUGAGGUGGAUUAUCAACUCAAAGUCAAGACCACAUUUGAUAAAGACCUUCCUCCAGGCAAAGUGAACAGACAGUUCUUCAUCCUCACCAACAACACCAAAGUGAUGGAUGUUGAGGAGUCAACUGGAUGUCUUUCUGUAGAGUUCAGGCAUCUGCAGCUGAAAGAGAGAAAGUGUCCAACCGGAGGGAAAGGAAAUGAGGGUCCCCUGUCAGUGACAGAGGAGUUACACUCUCUCAAUUUUGAGGCCAUGCUGAUGUUGCAGGGCCUGGAUAUUGAUCUUGAGACUUGCUCCCUGCCACUGGUGGUCAUCUCCAAUGUCAGUCAGCUCCCAGGGGGCUGGGCCUCUGUCAUGUGGUACAACCUGCUAACUGACGACCCCAAGAAUCUUGGAUUCUUCAGUAACCCCUUGCGGGCAAGUUGGAGUCAACUCUCAGAGGUACUCAGCUGGCAGUUCUCAAGUUUUGCAGGCCGAGGACUCAACAAAGAGCAACUUAACAUGCUGGGAGAUAAACUUCUGGGUCAACACGCUUCUUAUAAUGACUGCCAAGUUUCUUGGUCCAAGUUCUGGAAGGAAAACAUUCCUGGCAAAUCAUUUAGUUUUUGGCUGUGGCUGGACUCAAUCUUGGACCUUAUAAAGAAACAUUUACUUCCUGUUUGGAUUGAUGGCUACAUAAUGGGAUUUGUGAGUAAAGAGAUGGAACGUGCCUUACUGAAGGAGAAGGAGCCAGGGACAUUCCUGCUACGCUUUAGUGAAAGUCACCUUGGAGGAAUCACCUUCACCUGGGUUGAGCAGGAUGAAAACGGAGACCCAAAGUUCAUCUCUGUAGAGCCGUACACGAAAAACCGUCUCAACGCCUUGCCCAUUGCUGAUAUAAUACGGGACUAUAAGGUCAUUGCAGAUGGUGUCGUCCCAGAGAAUCCUCUAAAGUUCCUUUAUCCUGACAUCCCGAAGGAUGAGGCUUUUGGGAAACAUUACAACAGCCAGCAAAACAAAGUUUGUCCUUACAUUCAGACACAGUUAGUUCCAAUUUCCCAUCGGAAUGGUCCUGUCCAAAAUGCAUGUUCCUCUCCUGAACCCCCCAUGUCUCCUGGAAUGUUUGAAAUUAUCACCCAGCACCUCAGCCCCUUUGAGUUUGAAAGCGCUCCUGAGAUAUACUGCUUUUGUGCCUUGACCCAACUUCUAUGUGAAAAGAUGACACUCUGGAACCAGCUGCAGCUGCUGGACUCUCUGUAUUUAGAGCAAGUGGACCAGCUUUACGAUGAGGCUUUUCCAAUGGAGAUCCGACAGUAUCUCAGUCAGUGGAUUGAGAGUCAUGACUGGGAAUCAGUUGCAAGUAACGUAUCUUUGGCAACCCUACGCUUCCAUGAACUCCUAAACCAACUGGAUGAGCACUACAGCCGUCUCAACCUAGGAAACAACUUCCUUUUACAGCAUAACAUACGCAAAAUUAAGCGUAACCUACAGGACCACUUCCAGGAGGAUCCUGUUCACAUGGCUAUGAUCAUAGCUAGCACUCUGAAUGAAGAGAGAAAGAUACUGGAAAAUGCACUUACAACUCAAGGUAAAGGUGGCUCAUCACAGGGGAAUAUCACGAUUGAACAGCAAAAUGAGUUGGGCAAUAAAGUCAACAGUUUGAAAACGAGUGUGCAGGAAAUAGAACAGGACAUUCAGGUUCUGGAGGAUGUGCAAGAUGAGUACGACUUCAAGAGAAAUACUUUGCAGAGUCGAGUGGAAGUUGAAAUGAAUGGCCAGAUAACAAAAGAGAUCCAACAAGAGGAAUUGGCAAUUAGACAAAUGUUUGUUGGGCUGAGCAUGAAAAGAGAGGUGGUGAUAAAGGAAAUCUCUAAUACACUGACUCUAGCAGAGCAGAUCCAGCUCGCACUCAUAUCAGAAGAGUUACCUGAGUGGAAGAAGCGACAGCAGAUGGCUUGUAUCGGUGGGCCGCCCAAUGCCUGCCUGGACCAACUGCAGAGCUGGUUCACUGUGGUGGCAGAGUGUCUUCAACAGAUCCGUCAGCAGCUGAAGAAAGUUCAGGAAUUGGUGCAGAAAUUCACCUACAACAACGACCCCCUCACUCUGGGCAAGAGCCAGCUGGAUGACCAGGCCCUGUCACUCUUCAAAAACCUGAUAUUAAAUUCUCUUGUGGUGGAGAGACAGCCAUGUAUGCCGACACAUCCUCAGAGACCCUUGGUGAUAAAAACAGGAGUUCAGUUCACAGUCAAGAUCAGAUCACUAGUCAAACUUCCUGAACUGAACUGUCAACUCAAAGUAAAAGUCUCUAUUGACAAAGAUUUAACAGAGAAAGACACAAUAAAAGGAUGUAGGAAAUUCAACAUUUUAGGAACGUUUUCUAAAGUUAUGAACUUAGAGGAAUCCAGUGGGUGUCUAGCAGCUGAAUUUCGUCACUUGCAAUUAAAAGAGAUGAAAAGUAACAACAGAACCAAUGAGACUCCUCUCAUCAUUUCCGAGGAGCUGCACAUACUUAACUUUGAAACUCAACUCAUUCAGCCAGAACUAUGUGUUGAUUUAUCGAUCACAUCACUUCCUAUUGUGGUGAUCUCCCAUGUGAAUCAGUUACCUAGUGCUUGGGGCUCCAUCUUAUGGUACAACAUGCUCUGCAGUGAACCCCACAAUCUGUCGUUCUUCUUGAAUCCUCCACCUGUGAAAUGGGGGCAGCUUUCAAAGGUCUUGAGCUGGCAGUUUUCUUCUGCCACUAAACGAGCGCUGAACUCUGAGCAGCUGAGAACGCUGGCCGACAAAGUUCUUAGUCAUGAAGCCCAAGAUAACCCUGAAGGUCUCAUCCACUGGAAUACAUUUUGUAAGAUGUCUCCUAAUGAGAGGGCUGUACCAUUCUGGCUGUGGAUAGAUGGUAUUCUGGACCUUAUUAAAAGACACCUGCUCAACAUCUGGAAUGAUGGGUAUAUUGUAGGGUUUUUGAGUAAAGAGCGAGAGAAGGCUUUGUUGAGCGAUAAACUCCCCGGCACUUUCCUUCUGCGCUUUAGUGAAUCCUCUCGAGACGGAGGAAUCACCAUCACAUGGGUGGAGUAUUCACAGGACGGUGAACCUAAGACACAUUCAGUGAAGCCCUACACUAAAUCAGAUCUGGCGUCCAUUUCCUUGCCUAACGUCAUCCGCGACUACACCCUCACUGCUGCACAGAAGAUUCCGGUGAACCCUCUCGUCUACCUUUACCCAGACAUCCCAAAAGAUGACGCCUUUGGUCGCUACUAUAUCAGCUCUUGUGAUGAUACAGAAGAGAUGGAGAUAGACAAACCUAGGUCAUAUAUCAGGCCAUAUAUAGGCAGGCGCAUAAUUUCUGUGUCAGAUGAACCUUUUUCAAGACCCUGCAAGUGUUAGAGCACCUCAAGGCAAAACUGAUAUGAGGAACGUUUCUCCACCAAUGCAUCUGAAUUAAAUCCAGAGCAUUUUUAUGGAGGAAAAUGAAUCUGUUUCUAGAAGUAUUGUAUCUGGCACACAGAUAUCCAUAAUGAAUAAUGGAUACAAAUAGCAAUGCCCAAAUGAUUUAUCUUUGCAUGGGUUUUCUCUAUAUAAGGAUCUGUCUACUACAUUUAUUCUCCACUUGUGUGAAGAAGAGGAGCAAUUUCGUUCUGUUAAAAAACAGUGUAAUCCUGUUCUUUUUGUUUGUUUGUAUAAAAAUGUGAACAUUGUAACGAAACUUGCAUGUUGCAUAUAUUUGAAUUUUCUGUGUAUCAGUCACUCAGAUACGGACUGUCGAAAUGGAUAUAUACAAAAACUCUGAAAAGCUUUUUCUGUGAAGACAUUUGUUUGUGAAAAGGACAUUCUUCUCCAUCUUGUGAAUCACUUAUUUAUUUUUUGCACAUUAAAAUAACUUUACAUACAAUUGCCUUAUGCACAUGUACUAUACACACACACAAACCAGCAAGAUAAAGUCCAACAGAAAUAAACAUCAACCUACCUACUUCAGUCAGAAAUACAGCUACAGAUCCAAACCAGGUCCAUUAGGCAAUGUUACAUACUGUCAUGUGAAGUAAAAAUAAAAACUAUUAAAUGGUU
Onychostoma macrolepis is the source of this 5423-nucleotide messenger RNA. It is a transcript of the gene stat4, whose product is annotated as signal transducer and activator of transcription 4. NCBI's taxonomy places the organism in Eukaryota, Metazoa, Chordata, Actinopteri, Cypriniformes, Cyprinidae. The record is from RefSeq and is a predicted model, not a curated record. Gene Ontology annotation, molecular function: RNA polymerase II cis-regulatory region sequence-specific DNA binding; DNA-binding transcription factor activity, RNA polymerase II-specific. The transcript has 46 exons. Bases 345 to 4745 code for a protein of 1466 amino acids. Gene Ontology annotation, biological process: regulation of cell population proliferation; type I interferon-mediated signaling pathway; regulation of transcription by RNA polymerase II.